ACCGUUCGUAAAACUGAUUGGUUUCUCAUUUUCGGAUCGUUACUGAAUACACUGUGAGCCAUUUAGGCCGCAUUUCUCGCGUUUUCGGUUGGCAGAAUUGGCAAUUUCCCAGGGUUCAGCGAUCAAUGUCACGCGCCAGCGCUAUCGCUGUCCUCUCUGAAUCCCCACAGCGUUCAGUUCACAAAGUUCGUCGUGAAUCACAUGUGCGAAACAGCCCCUUUGUUAAAAGGCCACCAUUGCAGACCCGCAGCGACAACGAAAAGUGGGGCGCCCGAUGCGCCCCCCGUUCUCACCCAGAACAGGCGCAGUCCUAUAUUUUGUAUACGAGACAUUAUUAACCAAAAAUAUAGUUGGGAGUUCAGGGCCCGAGCCAGCGAGGUGUAUGACUUCGCAGCGUCGAAAGCUUACCCCUUUUAGGACUACAAAAUUUUCUUCCAAUAGGCACCGGAAACUGCAGCCUUUUAGAGAAACGUGACUUUUCUACCCUGCCGAUACCAACGCUAUCAUCGACCGUCACGUUUUGUUUUUAGCUUACCUCUAUUGCCAUCAUUAGGACGUCUGGUUCAACACAUCAUCCAGACGGGCGCUUCUACCCUACCUUUUUUUUAGUUUAAAUUGGUGUUCUUCCUUUUGUCAGCCGAGUAAACGCACGCCUCAAGAUGAGCGUGAACGUUAACCGAAAUGUUAGCGAUGUUUUCUAUCGCUACAAGAUGCCCCGGCUUGUUGCCAAAGUAGAGGGCAAAGGCAACGGCAUAAAAACCGUGAUAGUGAACAUGGCUGAAGUUGCAAAGGCUCUUGGCAGGCCGCCCACUUACCCCACCAAAUAUUUUGGUUGCGAGUUGGGCGCCCAAACACUGUUUGACUUCAAGAACGAGCGUUUUAUUGUGAAUGGGUCUCACGACGCCAUCAAAUUGCAAGAUUUACUCGAUGGCUUUAUUCGGAAAUUCGUCCUUUGUCCAGAGUGCGAAAAUCCUGAAACCGAUCUACUGGUCAGCACCAAAAAAAACACCGUUUCCCAGGGGUGCAAAGCAUGUGGUUACCACGGGCUUCUGAUCAGCAACCAUAAGCUGAUGACUUUCAUUUUGAAAAAUCCUCCAAAUCUGAAUCCAGCCGUUCAGGGCUCGUCUUUGACUGAGGGCAAGCGUAAUAAGCGCAGCAAGAAGGUGAACGGUGAAAAUGGGCCUGAUAAUGUUGAUGAAUCCGGCUUGGAAAGUUUGGAUGCUUCGCAAGACAAUGGAGCCGAAGAGGAGGAUGAUAACGAAAAAGUGUGGACAGUUGAUGUGUCCGAAGAGGCCGUUCGCGCUCGCAUGCAGGAUCUAACUGAUGGAGCCAAGUGCAUGACAAUCAGUGACGAUCUGGAAAAGACCGAAAAGGAGCGCAUGGACAUCUUUUAUAACCAAGUAAAGAGGAAGUUGGAUGCAGACAUUUUGGACAAGGCGGAUGAUCAGAAGGAGCUUUUGGCUGAAGCUGAACGUUUGGAGAUUAAAACGAAGGCCCCGUUGGUUCUGAUGGAACUGCUUUUCGAUCAGAAUGCUUUGCAACAGGCAAAAAAAUAUCGUCUGUUACUGCUACGUUUUACACUGAACGACAAAAAGGCUCAGCGUUAUCUAAUUGGGGGACUGGAACAAGUUGUAGCUUUGCAUAAGGACGUGUUGAUGCCGAGAGUUCCUGCCAUAUUGAAGGUGCUCUACGAUCUGGAUAUUUUGCAAGAGGCAUCUCUGCUUGAGUGGGCUGAGAAGGUGUCUAAGAAGUACGUCCCUAAGGAGGUAAGCCAGGAGAUUCAUAAUAAGGCGGCACCUUUUGUAAAGUGGCUCAAGGAAGCUGAUGAGGAAUCAUCAGAGUCCGAAGAGGAGUCUGAUGAUGAUGUCGAAAUCGAGUACAACGAUCGUGCUCAAGUUACGCCACUCAAAUCGGCUACCAUCACGCCUGCGAAGGCUUCCAAACCGGAGGACGAAGGCGAAGAUGAUGUCGAUAUCGAUGCAAUUUAACGGCAGGAUAACAGUUACAUGCUGCUGCUCUUUUAAUUCGUAACGAUGUGUUUCUUUUUUUACAUUACUUUCACUCUAUGCUUAAAAAUGGUGUUCACUAUAUUUACCUGAUAUAAUUAGGUUAAUAUUGUGUUUCGGGCAAACGCUCCUAUGGUAAAUUCAAAUUUAUUAUUGUUUUAGUGUCAAAAAUAAAUACAUUUUAAAUUGGGAA
Dendroctonus ponderosae (mountain pine beetle) is the source of this 2199-nucleotide messenger RNA. RefSeq names its product eukaryotic translation initiation factor 5 (gene eIF5). The record is from RefSeq and is a predicted model, not a curated record. The transcript is spliced from 11 exons. Gene Ontology annotation, molecular function: translation initiation factor activity; GDP-dissociation inhibitor activity; eukaryotic initiation factor eIF2 binding. Gene Ontology annotation, biological process: formation of cytoplasmic translation initiation complex; formation of translation preinitiation complex; translational initiation. Bases 660 to 1988 code for a protein of 442 amino acids. Gene Ontology annotation, cellular component: cytosol. Lineage: Eukaryota; Metazoa; Arthropoda; Insecta; Coleoptera; Curculionidae.